CGGCGUUCCUGUUUCGUUUGACAGCUGGGGAAGGUCAGACUAAAAAAGAGAGUGGCAGGGUACAUUGCUGUCCGCGCCGUGUAAGAGAGAGAGAGAGAGAGAGAGAGAGAGAGAGAGAGAGAGAGAGAGAGAGAGAGAGAGAGAGAAAGCGACAUGGUUGAGCGGCGAGGCAAUCAACAGAAAGGUGGUUCACGAGGCACAUCUCAAAGCCAGAAAGGCUCGCGAGGCCCGUCUCCGAGCCAAAGGUCAGGGGCAGCAAGGAAGGAUGGCAAGGCGGCGGAACUAGGGCGGAAAGAGCCGGCGGGUCCAGGUGCAAGUCCGGAGGACUCUGCGCCAGGCCCAGUCGGUGGAACGGCGGAGGCCACCGUGGGCGGCCAAUUAAAGGGUCUACCGGCGGGGGUGUCAUCAGCUCGGGGAGGACCCUCGAACGCAGGCGAGGCAGGCGGCGGGCAAACCUUCGCCCAUCCUAAAGGCGUGGAUUCCUUGUCCACAACAACCGCUGCCGCAGGCUUACCGGUAGGUCCGUCAAGGAGACCAGAAACACAACUAGGAACAGCUUCGGGACUGCCACUCGUAGCCUUCCCGCCAUCUCAAGUGGUCGUUCCGCCUGGUCCAUCUGGCGAUGGUGGAGCUGCGCCCGUUGCGCCAUCUUUUCCCGCCCUUAUGCCCACUAAGCAGCAGAAGUUCUCCAUACCCGUCGCUGUGGUUCCUCACGUGGAGGAAGGCUCCGCCUCUGUCUCUUUUGCGUCCGUGAGGGACGAUUGGGAGGAAGCCAUUGCAGAACCAAUCGGGGUAUUUCCUCCAACAGAGGCGAAACAAGCGGCGGGUCAUCCCCAACCAAACAUUGAGCGCGGGGUGGUUUCAACCCAAGCUGCACUUUCCCGUUAGGUCCCGCGAGGCGAGUUGAUCACCCCGGCUUUGACCGAGCUGGAAUCGACAUCGGUGUCCUUUCACCGGAUUUAACCGGCG
Molecule: messenger RNA, 969 nt
Organism: Chara braunii
Lineage: Eukaryota; Viridiplantae; Streptophyta; Charophyceae; Charales; Characeae
Source: the annotation of a GenBank genome assembly